Paramecium tetraurelia is the source of this 339-nucleotide messenger RNA. RefSeq lists its product as uncharacterized. NCBI's taxonomy places the organism in Eukaryota, Ciliophora, Oligohymenophorea, Peniculida, Parameciidae. The record is from RefSeq and is a predicted model, not a curated record. The transcript is spliced from 2 exons.
AUGUUAAAAAAAAUUGUUUUGCUCUUGAUCCUCAUAAUAGCUAUCUAAGCUAGACACCAUAAGCUGAGACACACUAAAUCAGUUGUUGGACAUAACUUAGCAAUGAAACCUGGAGAUGCUUGUUUACCAACAACCAAUUUGGGUGGACAGAAAAAAGAAGAAACAGCUGCCAACUAAGCCAGAAAACAUUUGACUAAAUUUGCUGAUGAUUUGACUGAAGAAAAUAGAAAAGCAACAGAGAAAGAGCCUUUCCCCAAUUUAUACACAUACUAAGAUGAUAAUUGUGUUGGAAAAGCCUAAGAUCCUCCAAAGAGAGAUAGAAGAAUGAGAAGAAGCUGA